Messenger RNA from Dipodomys spectabilis (banner-tailed kangaroo rat), 3422 nucleotides. RefSeq names its product hook microtubule tethering protein 1 (gene Hook1). Gene Ontology annotation, cellular component: cytoplasm; centrosome. Bases 218 to 2398 code for a protein of 726 amino acids. The transcript has 22 exons. Lineage: Eukaryota; Metazoa; Chordata; Mammalia; Rodentia; Heteromyidae. The record is from RefSeq and is a predicted model, not a curated record. Gene Ontology annotation, biological process: cytoskeleton-dependent intracellular transport; cytoplasmic microtubule organization. Gene Ontology annotation, molecular function: dynein light intermediate chain binding; microtubule binding.
AGGGGGCGGACGCGGGGACCAGAGGAGGCGGGUGAGGAGGGGGUUACGCGGGCGACGUCGGCAGCGUGAGAUUUUGCGCGUGAGCGGCGCGGGCGCCGGGCCUGGCCCUUGAGCUCUCCGGGAGGGCGGGCGGCCGGCUGGUCGACGCCGGCUCGGGGCGCAGCCGGGGAAGAGGGAAGCGUCGGUGUCAGCGGCCGCGUCGAGAGCGUCCCGGGCCAUGGAGGAGGCCCCGCCGCUCCCCGAGCUGCCGCUCUGCGACAGCCUCAUCAUCUGGCUGCAGACAUUCAAGACUGCCUCACCUUGUCAAAAUGUCAAACAGCUGACUAAUGGAGUUACCAUGGCACAAGUUCUUCAUCAAAUUGAUGUAGCUUGGUUCAAUGAAUCUUGGUUAAGCCGAAUUAAAGAAGAUGUUGGAGACAACUGGAGAAUAAAGGCUAGUAACUUGAAGAAGGUUCUUCAAGGAAUUAUGAGUUAUUACCAUGAGUUUUUGGGGCAGCAGAUAUCUGAAGAACUUAUCCCUGACUUAAACCAGAUAACUGAACGUUCAGAUUCUGUGGAGCUUGGGAGGUUGCUUCAGCUUAUUUUAGGUUGUGCAGUCAACUGUGAAAAGAAGCAAGAACAUAUUAAAAAUAUAAUGACAUUGGAGGAGUCUGUUCAACAUGUGGUCAUGACUGCUAUUCAAGAGUUGAUGAGUAAAGAAAUAGUGAGCUCUACUGUGAGUGACGGUGUUGGAGAAUUAGAGCAACAGCUUAAAAGAGCUUUAGAAGAACUUCAGGAAGCACUAGCGGAAAAAGAAGAGCUGAAGCAAAGAUGCCAAGAACUAGAUAUGCAGGUGACUGCACUUCAAGAUGAGAAGAAUUCACUGGUUUCUGAAAAUGAGAUGAUGAAUGAAAAACUUGACCAGUUGGAUGGCUCAUUUGAUGAUCCAAAUACAAUGGUUGCAAAAAAGUACUUUCAUGCACAGCUACAACUAGAACAAUUACAGGAAGAAAACUACAGGCUUGAAGCUGCAAAAGAUGAUUACAGAGUUCACUGUGAAGAACUUGAAAAACAGCUGAUUGAAUUUCAGCAUAGAAAUGAUGAGCUGACGAGCCUUGCUGAAGAAACAAGAGCCCUGAAAGAUGAAAUAGAUGUCCUUAGGGCUACCUCUGAUAAAGCAAAUAAACUGGAAUCAACAGUGGAGAUAUAUCGUCAGAAGCUGCAAGAUCUAAAUGACCUUCGUAAGCAGGUGAAAACACUACAGGAGACAAACAUGAUGUAUAUGCAUAAUACUGUCAGCUUAGAAGAAGAAUUAAAGAAGGCAAAUGCAGCACGAACACAACUAGAAACAUACAAAAGGCAGGUUCAGGACCUUCACACUAAACUUUCCUCUGAAUCCAAAAGGGCAGACACACUAGCAUUUGAAAUGAAGCGGCUUGAAGAAAAACAUGAAGCUUUGCUGAAGGAAAAAGAGAGGCUGAUAGAGCAGCGCGAUACUCUGAAAGAGACAAACGAGGAGCUUCGAUGUUCACAAGCACAGCAAGACCACCUGAACCAAACUGAUUCAUCUGCUACAAAAAGUUAUGAGAAUCUUGCUGCUGAGAUUAUGCCAGUGGAAUAUAGGGAAGUGUUCAUUCGUCUUCAGCAUGAAAACAAGAUGCUUCGCUUGCAGCAGGAAGGGACUGAGAAUGAACGCAUUGAAGAACUGCAGGAGCAGCUAGAGCAGAAACAUCGCAAGAUGAACGAACUUGAAACUGAACAGAGGCUGAGCAAAGAACGCAUUCGAGAAUUGCAGCAGCAGAUUGAAGACCUCCAAAAAUCUUUACAGGAGCAUGGCUCCAAGUCUGAAGGCGAAAGUUCCAGCAAACUAAAGCGGAAGUUGGAAGCUCAUAUGGAAAAACUGACAGAGGUCCAUGAAGAAUUACAGAAGAAACAAGAGCUCAUUGAAGAUCUUCAGCCAGAUAUAAAUCAGAAUGUCCAAAAGAUCAGUGAACUUGAAGCUGCUCUUCAGAAGAAAGAUGAAGAUAUGAAAGCAAUGGAGGAACGAUACAAAAUGUACUUGGAGAAAGCAAGGAAUGUAAUAAAAACUUUAGAUCCCAAGUUAAAUCCAGCUUCAGCUGAAAUAAUGCUACUUAGAAAGCAGUUAGCGGAGAAAGAAAGAAGAAUUGAGAUUCUGGAGAGUGAGUGUAAGGUAGCAAAAUUUCGCGAUUAUGAAGAAAAACUCAUUGUUUCUGCCUGGUACAAUAAGAGUCUAGCGUUCCAGAAACUGGGGAUGGAGUCUCGGCUUGUGAGUGGUGGUGGUACGUGCAAAGACUCUGUCGCGUGCACUCCUGCCCGGUCCUUCCUAGCACAGCAGCGGCACAUCACCCACACCCGAAGAAAUCUCUCUGCAAAAGUUCCUGCCACAACUUCCGAUUAAACAGCAAAGGAAACCAUAAACAAACAGAAGUGCCCUUAAAAUGUUUGUACCUUUCAACAACAACAAAAAAGAUUAAGAUGCUUGACACCAGCUAUUUUAAAAUCAAAACACAUCAAAUUAAUUUCGCCAGCUCACUUUAAGAACAAGGUAUAGAAUUGGCUAUCUCUUUAGGGGGAGCACAUUUGAAUAAUUGGAAUAUAUAAUUAAGCACAUGUCUCAAAGAUUUGUCUUUCAGGAGUAUUUUUAAUGUUUUUAACUAUCAGUAAGUUAAUUUGCACUUUUUAAUCUGUAGUAUAUAGUUUUGAAAUGGGUCUAAAUUCAUUUUAUGUUUUUGUCUAUAUAAAAAGCCUUGAGAUAGGCACCUAGAGAAUCAUAAAACUAAUUUAUUUUGGCUUAUAUAUAAGGUUUUACUUCUGCUACAUCUGUCAUGGGUAUAUUUUGUUAUGCUGUGGAAGGUAUAAUGCUUGAAAGAUUUGACUGUUGUAUUAACUUAGCUAUAGUUAAAAAAGACUGAAGAGGUCACAGUUUCCUGUGUUCCUACUGUACACAAGGGCUUCUGAAGAGUUUGAAAUGUUAAGGGUGGGAAACAAACUGACAUUUCUAAGAGGUGCCUUUCUGAUAGGAAACAAAUUGAAAUUGUGUGAAAGAUUUUCACACUCUUUAAUGUAAUUAAUAAGGAGUUUAGCUACUCCUCUUAAGCAUAAAACCAUCAUGGAUUCUGCUUUAUAAACGAAUCAUGAUGUAAUCAUUUUAUAUCUUCAUUGACAAGAGAUGUUGCAGUGACAAAACAGCUUAGCAUCAGUUUAAUUUUUCUUUACUUACUGAGGAGUUUGUCUUGGGCUGAGUUUGUAGUAUUCAUUUCUGCCCAAAGUUGGUAUUUUCAAAGGUGUUACUUUCUAAUUUAGGGUGUCAUCUUUAAAAAUCACAAUAUUGGAAUGUUAGUGAAGUUGUGUUAAAUCUCUGUUGUUCAGUAUUGUAGCUACAGCAACAUGUGGCAAGUUAAAUAAAAUGAAAAGUUGGAUUA